AUGGUGGUUCCUACAAAGAGACUAAAAACUCCCGAAGACCUGAAGAUAUUCCAGUCCAGCCCUGUCUAUAAUGACCUGGUGACAUUUGUUACCGAGCUGGCAGCAUCUGUGCACGGGUUGGAACUCGGAUAUUCCGAAGGCGUUGUCAGUAAAGAGAUCAACCAGGUACUGGAGCUUUUGGAGAAUAUCAAUUCGAUUGUCGACCAUCAUCCGGUCGUGAAGGAAACCACAAGCAGAUUUGGAAAGGUCGAGUUCCGCGAUUUCUACGAUGAGCUCGCAGAAAAACUGGUGCCCUGGGUGGAGAAGUACGUUGACCAGGAUAACGCCCAGGAAUUAAGUGCAUACAUUUUGAACUCGUUUGGAGACAGAACAAGAAUCGAUUACGGGUCGGGUCACGAGUUGAACUUUGCAUGUUUCUUGCUGUGUCUGUACAAGCUUGAAAUCUUUACGAAGGACGACUUUAAAUGGAUCGUUCUUAAAGUGUUCAAAAGAUACCUGCAAUUGAUGAGACGGCUUCAGCUGUUAUACUGGCUCGAACCGGCCGGAUCGCACGGCGUUUGGGGGCUGGAUGAUUACCAUUUUCUCCCAUUCCUGUUUGGAGCAGCGCAAUUGGCUCCAUUCACGCGUCCACGGCCGUUGACUAUUCACAAUAAAGACUACGUCGAGGAGUUCAAAGAUAAAUACCUUUACUUUGGAUGUAUCGCAUUCAUCAAUCAGGUGAAAACGGGCGCUGAGUCGCUUAGAUGGCACUCGCCAAUGCUUGACGAUAUCAGUGGUGUUAAAACAUGGGCAAAAAUCGAAGAAGGUAUGAUCAAAAUGUACAAAGCAGAAGUCCUUGGAAAACUGCCUGUGGUUCAACACUUCCUUUUCGGAAGCAUUCUGAAAUGUCCAGAAGGUAUCCCCAGUUAUACAGAUGGUGGUGACGACGAGCAUGUUGGACACAAUCAUUCGACAUGGGGUGACUGCUGUGGAAUCAAAGUUCCUAGCGCGGCUGCAGCAAGUGCCAUGUCCAAACACCAUAUUCCAUUCGAUUGA
This is a messenger RNA of Ogataea philodendri, 1035 nucleotides long. RefSeq lists its product as uncharacterized. Gene Ontology annotation, molecular function: peptidyl-prolyl cis-trans isomerase activity; protein tyrosine phosphatase activator activity. The record is from RefSeq and is a predicted model, not a curated record. Bases 1 to 1035 code for a protein of 344 amino acids. Gene Ontology annotation, cellular component: cytoplasm; nucleus; protein phosphatase type 2A complex. The transcript has a single exon. NCBI's taxonomy places the organism in Eukaryota, Fungi, Ascomycota, Pichiomycetes, Pichiales, Pichiaceae. Gene Ontology annotation, biological process: mitotic spindle organization.